Molecule: messenger RNA, 1729 nt
Organism: Anolis sagrei ordinatus
Lineage: Eukaryota; Metazoa; Chordata; Lepidosauria; Squamata; Anolidae
Gene: CPN1
Product: carboxypeptidase N subunit 1
Biological process (GO): peptide metabolic process; protein processing
Molecular function (GO): metallocarboxypeptidase activity; zinc ion binding
Source: RefSeq, a predicted model, not a curated record
UUAUAUGUGUGUGCCUAUAUAUAUUUAGAGAGCUAAGCCAAAGCUCAGCAUUAGACUUCCUUCCUGAGCUACGAGGGGCAUUUGUGGAGAUACCCCUCCCACCCCUAUCACCACAGAGCUCCUUGCCCACCUCCAAGAGGAUGUCUCGGUGGCUCUGGCUCCUUGGCAGAGUCCUGCUCUUGCUGAAUGUGACUGCCUCUGUGAACUUCCUCCAUCACCGCUAUGAGGAGCUGGUGCAAGCCCUGUACGAUGUGAAGGGCUCAUGCCCAUAUAUUACCCGGCUGUACAGCAUCGGACGCAGCGCCCAGGGCCGCCACCUCUAUGUGCUGGAGUUCAGCGACUACCCUGGCAUCCAUGAGCCCAUGGAGCCGGAGUUCAAGUAUGUGGCAAACAUGCAUGGCAAUGAAGUACUGGGCCGAGAACUGCUGAUCCAGCUUGCCGAGUUUCUGUGUGAAGAGUAUCGACAUGGCAAUCAACGUAUUACACAGCUUAUCCAUGAUACGCGUAUUCACCUCAUGCCUUCCAUGAACCCUGAUGGAUAUGAGGUGGCAGCUGCCCAGACCCAACACAGUUUAAGAGACUUCACUGGGAGAAACAAUGCCAAUGCAGUUGACCUUAACCGAAACUUUCCUGAGCUCAAUACCAUCAUGUACCACAAUGAAAAACAUGGCGGACCAAACCAUCACCUUCCCUUGCCAGACAACUGGAGAAAUCAGGUGGAGCCAGAGACUUUGGCUGUGAUUGAGUGGAUGAAAAGUUACAAUUUUGUCCUCUCAGCCAACCUUCAUGGCGGAGCAGUAGUAGCCAAUUAUCCCUAUGACAAAACCCAAGAGCAGAGAACGCGAGGCGUCUGGCGUCCAACCAACAGUCCCACACCUGAUGACAAUCUUUUCAAAAAGCUAGCCAAGGGCUACUCCUAUGCACAUGGAAGGAUGCACCGGGGCACAAACUGUGGGGAUUACUUUCCUGAUGGCAUCACCAAUGGAGCCUCUUGGUACUCCCUCAGCAAAGGGAUGCAGGAUUUCAAUUAUCUGUUCACCAACUGUUUUGAGAUUACUCUUGAACUGAGCUGCAACAAAUUCCCACCACAGGAAGAACUGGAGUUUGAAUGGCUAGCAAAUCGUGAAGCACUGAUUGCCUACAUAGAGGAGGUUCAUCAUGGCAUCAAAGGCAUGGUGACAGAUGAGAAUAACAACAAAGUUGCUGGUGCUGUCAUUUCGGUGGAAGGAAUUGGCCAUGAUGUCACUGCAGGUGAACAGGGUGACUAUUUCCGGCUGCUUUUGCCUGGCACUUACACAGUCACUGCAUCAGCAGAUGGCUACCAACCCCAAAUAGAGAAAGUUGUGGUGGGUCCCGCUGGGCCCUCUGUGGUACACUUCCAGCUCAGGCAGGGUGCUUUGGACAACCGUCCUGCACAGAAGAUCUCUGAAAAACACCACACAAGCAAAGCUCUGCACAAAAAGGUUGUGCCACGUGCUGCCCAGAGGGAGAUGCCUCGGUGAAACCAGAAAGGUGGAAGCAGAUGGAAUUGAGCCAUUUAUACUAUAAGAAGUCAAUAAUGCUGGCAGAUGAACUUUCUAAAGGCCAUCCCACAACCUUUCUUGUCUCCUGCAAACAUGAAAUGAGCUGAGACUUUGUUUAUUAAAUGUGUAAUAUUUAACUUCGGUGCAGACUCUUUCAGGAGGAGGGCAGUCAUUAGACCUUUCAGUUCUAUGAUUUUCUAACCCAG